AUGGGUAAAAAUAAAAAUUAUAAUAAAAAUCAAUUUAAAAAAUCAAAAACAAAUAAUGAUACCACAGUAGCACAACAACAACAAACAAUUGAAGAAAAACCAGAUUUUAAAAUUGAUGGAUCAAUUUUAGAAGGUGGUGGUCAAAUUUUAAGAAAUUCAGUUGCAUUAGCAUCAUUAUUUAAUAAAGCCAUUUCAAUUGAAAAGAUUAGGUAUAAUAGAGAUCAACCAGGAUUGAAAAAUCAACAUAAAGCUGGUAUUGAUUUAAUGUCACGUUUAUUUAAAGCUCAUUUAACAGGUUGUAGUGUUGGUUCAUGUAAACUUUAUUAUCAACCAACACAAAAGACAAUUCAAGAUGAUGGUGUAAUUGAAGCUGAUACUAAAACAGCUGGUAGUAUUUGUUUGAUGAUUCAAGUUUCAUUACCAUGUUUAAUCUUUGCACCACAUUCCACAAAGAUGGUAUUGGGUGGUGGAACAAAUUGUGAUUUUGCACCAGCUGCAGACUAUAUUCAAAAUGUUUUCCUACCAAUUGCAACAACUAUGGGAUUUAAAUGUGAGAUGAGUAUUGAUAAAAGAGGGUUCUACCCAAAGGGCGGCGGCGCUGUCACAUUGACAACCCAACCACUCACACAACCACUCUCGCCAAUCACCAUAGUGAAUAAGGGUGAGGUGAAUAGAAUUGUAAUCAAGUCCUAUUUCACGUCGCCUAGAAUAUCACCAUUGGUAGCAGAGAGGAUGAAUAACACUGCAAAGAAAUUAAUAAAAAAGGAUUUUAAAAAGGUGGAUGUUGAAACAGAGUUAAUCGAUGUGAGUAAAUUUAGUUUUGGUGAUGGUACAUUCAUUGAAAUUAGGGCAUACACCGACCAAGGUUGUAUAUUUGGUGCAACUGGAAAUGGUGCAAUUGGUGUACCUGCUGAAAAAGUCGCAGAAGAUGCUGCAAAUUCUUUACUCAAAGAUUUGCAAGAUGGUGGUUGUAUGGAUGAAUACCUUCAAGAUCAAUUAAUCAUUUUCAUGGCUUUAGCAAAAGGUAAAAGUCAAAUUAAAACUGGUCCAAUCUCAUUACAUACUCAAACUUCAAUUCAUAUAACAUCUUUAAUGACUGGUGCUAUUUUUACAAUUACACCAUUAACUAAUAAUACUCAAUCUGGUGAAGAAACAAAUUUAAUAACUUGUGAAGGUAUUAGUUAUUUUCCAUCUGAUUUAAAUAAUAAUAAUAAUAAUAGUAAUAGUAAUACUACUACUACUACAACUACCACUACAAUUUCAACUACAACUAUUGAUAACCAAAAUAGUGAAGAAAAAUAA
Messenger RNA from Dictyostelium discoideum AX4, 1302 nucleotides. RefSeq names its product RNA 3'-terminal phosphate cyclase (gene rtc1). Lineage: Eukaryota; Evosea; Eumycetozoa; Dictyosteliales; Dictyosteliaceae. The coding region runs from base 1 to 1302 and encodes 433 amino acids. The record is from RefSeq and is a predicted model, not a curated record. The transcript has a single exon.